AUGAUCCCGACUUUUCUAUUCUAUUUCUGCUUCACCAGGAAGCGUGGAGCGCGUAUUGGGCGUACUGUAGACUUUCACUGGCCACACCUCAACGGGAAGCGUAGAUUUGACGGCCGACGUUGGUUGACGGCUGACCUGGUUUGA
Molecule: messenger RNA, 144 nt
Organism: Histoplasma mississippiense
Lineage: Eukaryota; Fungi; Ascomycota; Eurotiomycetes; Onygenales; Ajellomycetaceae
Exons: 2
Coding region: 1-144 (47 amino acids)
Source: RefSeq, a predicted model, not a curated record